This is a messenger RNA of Mytilus trossulus (common blue mussel), 2679 nucleotides long. RefSeq names its product ras-related protein Rab-20-like. Gene Ontology annotation, cellular component: Golgi apparatus; endosome. The record is from RefSeq and is a predicted model, not a curated record. The coding region runs from base 118 to 768 and encodes 216 amino acids. The transcript is spliced from 5 exons. NCBI's taxonomy places the organism in Eukaryota, Metazoa, Mollusca, Bivalvia, Mytilida, Mytilidae. Gene Ontology annotation, molecular function: GTP binding; GTPase activity.
CAGAUCGCAAUAAAAACUUCCGGUUUAGUUUCCCAGCUGGGUGUGAUGAUUCAAAGAUUCUUGAUUAUGACACCCACGUCUAUAAAUAUAAACUGACACCCCAAAGUGAAAGGAAAAAUGGCAACCCCAGAAAUAAAGAAGAAAGCAGACCUUAAGGUUAUCAUCCUUGGAGAAUACAGUGUUGGAAAGACCUGUUUUGUUAACCGUUAUAUAGAAGGGAAGUUUGGUAAAACAGAAGCGACCAUUGGAGCAGCUUUCUUUUUAAAACAAUGGGGACCAUAUAAUGUUGCUGUUUGGGACACUGCUGGAGAUGAGAGAUUCUCUGGGCUAUCAUCAUUUUAUUGUAGAAAUGCUGGGGCAGCUAUCCUGGCAUUUGACUUAUGUAUUGAAAACACCUUUGAAACUCUAAAAUCCAGAUUUGUGCCCCUUGUUGAUCAAGCAACAGAAGAUAAUUGUUUGAAAGUUAUCGUAGGAACUAAAUUAGACUUACUAGAACCUAGUAAACGUAAGGUAACAGUUGACGAAGCCAGACAAUAUGCAAGGGAGAUAAAUCCUAAUAUUGAGUACGCCAAAUUAAAACACGAUCCAUAUUUCGAAACCUCUAGUCUUAAAGGAAUAAAUGUGGACGAGGUGUUUGAAUAUAUUUUUGGACAUUGCCUGCCAUUGUCAGAUGUAGAACGUAUAAAAAUGAAAAAUAAAAAUCGUGGGACGGUAGACUUGGGGGAAAGUACAGCAAUGACACCAGAGAAAAAAGGAAGAUGUUGUUGAUAUUUAUAUAUUUUGUCUGUGUUAUGCAUUUAUUAUGUAAAGUAAAGAUAUUGUGGAUUAGUUAUUUUUAGUUGGAUACCAAUUUGGUGGAUUUGAUGGGUACAAGUGUCAGAACCAAGAAUGUAAAUUUUAUUUAUGGCUUAACAGCCUCUGGCAAACAAUUAAGUAUUCACUAUUCCUUUAACAUUUAAGAUAUCCUUAAUCAAGGAUAUAAUUGGUACUUAAGAAAAUACAAGAAUCCACAAUAUAUCGUUAUCUGUAUUAAGGACCAAAAAGUCACAGGGUUCUCUCAGUAUUUUCAUUUAACACAAUGUAUUUAAAAUAGCACUUUUUUCUAUAAAUUUAUAUCACCCCAUUUAUAGUAAAGUUCAUUGUUCAAUAAAAUGUGCCUUUCAAGUUUUUUGGAAAGGGUCAAAGUGGAUAUUUUAUGAAAGUUUUAUGAAAAUUAAAUGGGUUCAAUUAAUUUUGGUCAAGGUGUUUGGUACCACUUUAAGAAAAUGUUUUAAAUGUUAAAAUGUGUACAAACAAUGUAUAUUUUAUCCUUAUUCAGAAGUAUACCUGGUUUAUUUAUGUCAACAUUUAUGUACACCUUAAAAAAAGGUUUUAAAUGUAAACAUUUGUACAAUACAAUUUAUAUUUCAUCCUAAUUCAGAAGUAUACCUGGUCUAUUUAUCACAUAUUUAUGUCAACAUGUAUGUACACCUUUAAAAAAGGUUUUAACUGUAAACAUUUGUACAAUACAAUUUAUAUUUCAUCCUUAUUCAGGAGUAUGCCUGGUUUAUUCACUGUACAAAAGCAUCAUUUCAAAUAUCAGGUAGUUAAAAUUUAAAUCAUCUUUUACUUCUAAACUUUACCUUUUUUGGGGAAAGGUUAAAACUGCCUCUUCGUGUAGCGAUUUCAUUAUUUUCUAGACUUGUGAUUAAAACACAGAUACAUUGUAAUCAUGGUAAUGGCAUAUUUCUGGUAGAAGACCAUAUGUUGACUGUUAAGAUUUUACAUUCCUGAUUUUAAAAUUCUUGAUAUCAAUGGUAUUGCUGGGAGAUACCUGUACUAUAACAAACAUGUGACCUAUAAUGGGAUAUUGUUAUGUUUAUAAAUUUACUGUUUACAAAUUUUUGAAUUUUUUGAAAUACUAAGGCUGUUCAACCUCAGGCAUAGAUUACCUUAACUGUUUUUGGCAACACUUUUAGGAAUUUUGGUCCUCAAUGCUUUUCAACUUCGUACUUUAUUUGGCCUUUUUAACUUUUUUGGAUUCGAGCGUCACUGAUGAGUCUUUUGUAAACGAAAUGCACAUCUGGCGUAUACUGAAUUUAGUCCUGGUAUCUAUGAUGAGUUUAUUUACUUUAACAAAUUAUGACGUGAAUGGAGAGUUGUGUCAUCUGCACUGAUACCACCUCUUCUUAUAAUAAGAAUUGAAUAUUAUUUUUUAAAUUUACAUUGUCAUUGGAUUACUUUGUGUGGUAAUCACUCAUUUUGAACAUUUUUUGUCACAUUUAAUUCUUUUAUUCCAAUUGUCAUAGACUAAAUUUUGUUAGUCUAUUAUAUUUUUAUUUGUUAUCAGUGUUAUGGUGCAUAGUAGCUUAUGGAUGGUUUUCUAUCCAAUAUUGCAUAUUUUGAUUUUUUCUUAUUUUACUGAUAGACUUAUUUGUUUAGAUGCAGUCAAGGGUAAACUAAUUUUAGACUACAAAUAACUUUGACAUGUUUGAUAAACCUUUUUUGAGUGUCAUGUGACCUUUAUGACCGUGAAAGAUCAAGAAAUACUGUAAACUCAUUAAUUUUUGCAAUAUUGAGAAAAAUCCUGUUUUAUUCAUAUCCAAAAAUUUCAAAUGCCUGUUCAAGUUAUUGCAAUAAUAACCCUUUCACAUUUUUUUGCAAUAAUAAAAAUAUUUCAAUAUUUUUCUGAAUUUACAU